AUGGCCAUUGGAAAUACAAAGCAAGGCAGAGCUUCAAGUGUUGUUUUUCCGACUCUCGGUGUUCAGCAAAUACAAGAGCUUUCCGACGCCUACUUCAACACAUUCAAUGUUCUCUAUCCAGUACUCAAUCGAGAGGCAUUCAUGAACAGCACUGUGGCGAGACUCUUGCGGGACGGCUACGGAGACGGCGAUUCCGGCAGCGUUCUGGCUCUUCUAGUCUUCGCGCUGGGUGCGGUGGCGGUCGAUGGCGUGUUCGAGAGACCUAUCAGCGUCGUCAACGGUCAACCAAGUGGCUUCCGCGGCGGCACUGUUGAUCAUCCACCGGGACUCGCUCUAUUCAACGAAGCCAGAAGAAGACUUGGCUUCAUCUGGACGCAAUGCACCUUGGAGAAUGUCCAACUCAAUCUACUACAAGCUGCCUACUACGAAGCGACAUCUCGGCAUCUAGACUUCUGGCGCUGCACAGUCGCCGCUUCGAUGGCGUGCCAAGUCUUGAUUCGUUGCGAGCCAAUCGACUGGUCAUCUGCUACAGGCGACCUUGUGAAACGUGCAUAUUGGACUUGCGUCCUCAGCGAAGAUCUAUACCACCUAGACCUCGGCUUCCCACAAACCGGCAUACACACCAUGGAGGACGAAAUACCCCUACCAUAUUCCCACGAAGCACAAGAGCAACACCAAGGCAGUAGUGUCGCAGGAAGUUCCGCCCAGGCCAACCAAGAGCGCAGUCAUUUCCAGUACCACUUCCUCGCCAUGAUUGCGCUACGACGCCUCAUCGCACGCAUCCACAACGUGAUACAUGAAUGCCGAGCCAUUGUGGCGAGGCUCUCGGCGGACAAGUGGGACACAAGCUCACAAAACACUUGCAGCAUCCUCGGCCCAGGCGGAGAACUUUUGACGACUAUGGCGGUCCGCCUGUGGCCGUUAUUCGGGAAAUGA
This is a messenger RNA of Recurvomyces mirabilis, 936 nucleotides long. RefSeq lists its product as uncharacterized. Gene Ontology annotation, biological process: DNA-templated transcription. Lineage: Eukaryota; Fungi; Ascomycota; Dothideomycetes; Mycosphaerellales; Teratosphaeriaceae. Gene Ontology annotation, molecular function: zinc ion binding; DNA binding. The record is from RefSeq and is a predicted model, not a curated record. The transcript has 2 exons. Bases 1 to 936 code for a protein of 311 amino acids.